UAAUAUGCUGUGUACUUGCGUUUUGAAACCCAGAUUUGGCGCGUCCUAGGGUUUAAGGAGAUGAAGGGUUUCCAAAAGAAACCGAAAAUCUUUACCGAUAUGGAAAUCAAGAACGUAUUCGUACUAAUUCUAAAUGUGUUGUUUCUUGUAUUAAUUCCAAACUUCCUCUUUUUUUCUAACCCUAGCUCUGCCGCGCCUCAAACAUGGACGACGAUGAAAUUGCUCUCGCCGAUUCUUUCAUCAACUUCGAACUUGCCGCCUAUAGCCCUACCUCCGAUGAUCACUCUGAUCCGAUUAUCAACGAAUCUGGUUCUUCCGUUCCGGGUCUUGCAGUUGGUAGUACCGGUAUUGAGGAGAGGGUUGAGAGUUUGGGUUUAGGUGAAAAGGAAGGCGAGAUUAUAGCUAAGGAUGAUGAUGCUGUUGUGGAGAGUGAAGAGGGUGAAGUUAGAGGCGAGAUUGUGGAGAGUGAAGAUGGCGAGAUUGUGGAGAGUGAGGAUGGCGAGAUUAGAGGCGAGAUUGUGGAGAGUGAAGAUGGCGAGAUUAGAGGCAAUGUUAUUGCUAAUGAUGAUGAGAUUAGAGGCUAUGUUAUAGCUAAUGAUGAUGAUGAUGCUUUUGGAAUGGAGAGUGAAGGUGGCGAGAUUAGAGGGGAUGUUAUUGCCAAUGAUGAUGAGAUUAGAGGCGAGAUUGUUGCUAAUGAUGAUGUUAAUGCAACUGUUACUGAAGGUUCUAAUAGGGAGAGUGAGUGUUUCGGUAGGGGUGUUAAAUUUGACGAGGAGUAUGAAUUGGAAGAAGGGGAGAUAGUGGAAUCUGAUGAUGAUAGAAAAGACGGUUCGAGUGAUGAAGAGUCACAAGAGGGAUCUGUUCGGUUAACGAAUGAGCUUGAGAUUCUUCCUAGGGUCCCUCCUGUGAAUGUGGAAUUGGGACCACAUCAUAUAAUGCUGCCUCUGGGAGUUGUUACAUCUAUUGUCGGUGCUAGAGUCGUUGUGGAAGGGUCGGAGAAUCAUGACCCUCUUGAUCAAGGUUCUGUUCUCUGGAUUACUGGAAGGCAAACACCCCUAGGUGUCAUUGACGAUACCUUUGCACAAGUUAAAAAUCCACAUUAUGUUGUGAGAUACAAUUUGGAAAGUGAAAUCCCGGAAGGAGUCCAUGAGGGAACUUUGAUUUCGUUUGUUGCCGAGUUUGCUAAGCAUGUGCUUAAUUCCAAGGAUCUUUACAAGAAAGGAUCUGAUGCAUCCGGGAUGUUUGAUGAGGAAGUGUUCAACGAAACGGAAUUUUCGGAUGAUGAGAAAGAGGCCGAGUACAAUAGAAUGCAAAAACAAGCAAAAAGAGGCCAAAGCAGUCGAAAUUCUGAUAGGAUGAAAAACGACAGGCAGCAUGAACCACUAAAUGAUGGUUCCAUCCCUAAGAGGCAAAUAGUUGCUCAUGGUCACGGUCCACCUAUUCCGAGCAGUGGACAAGGCUUUUUUGGUGUUGGCCGUGGUCAUUCUUCCCCUCUUCCUGGCACUGGACAAGGCUUUUCUGGUGUUGGCCGUGGUCAUUCUUCCCCUCUUCCUGGCACUGGACAAGGCUUUUCUGGUGUUGGCCGUGGUCGUUCUUCCCCUCUUCCGCCACUACUGGCAUUGCCCCACCGGCCUAGUGGAUUCCCUACAAAUAGUGUCUCAUGGAACCCAGAAAAUACCCAAAAUUUUCAUCAGCAGCCGAUGCAAGGAAUCCCAUUUCAACAGCAGUUCAAUCCCAGCCAAAGGUUUCCUCCACCAACUGUAUAUCCUGGAGGACAGCCCAAUAUGUAUGCAGAACCCAUGCAUGCACAGCAGCCCAUGAAUCAAAACCAAUGGACACACUUUCCCCAGUUUCAAGCACCUACAUGUUUUCAACCAAGUAAUAUUUCAGGCAAUCUAGGUGGCCCUCCUCAUCAAUUCAACCCACCAACAAAUUUUCAUUCACCGCCAAUUGCAGGCAGUCAAGGUGGCCCUGGGCAUCAAUUCAGUCCACCUGCAAAUUUUCAAUCACCACCAAUUUUAGGCUAUCAAGGUGGCCCUCCGCUUCAGUUCAACCCACCUGCAAAUAUUCAAUCACCACCAAUUUCAGCCAAUCAGAAUCCUCCACAACUUAAUCAGCAAUUCAAUCCCGGUGCUUAUGAUGGCCGCCAGAGAACAUUUGCCAGUCGCAGAAGGAGACCAUCCCAUAGAGGAGGUAAAGGUUGGCGACCAUCCAGAUAAAAGCUACUGUGUAAAGGUCAGUACACAUUGAAACAAUUUCUCUGGUUGGAACAUUAUGGAAGCAACGCAUACUUCAUUUUGUUGCGAUUCAUGUAAUGAGUUCAUAUUACAUUGGUCAUUUGUUUUCAUUAGACUUUGAUUUGUAUAGUCAUGACUGAAGAUUUCCUCCUUGGUGGCUUGGUAGACAAAUAUUUUUUGACCAAGGAUGAAUUGUAAAAAGGAAACAAAUGAAAAAAAAAUUGUGCAAAAAAGUUUCAAGUUUGAUCUGCAAAGUACAUACACUCUUCGCAAGAGGGUUCAUUGGCUAUAGUGAUGGAGGAUUAAAAUAAAUAGAAACCCUACUCAAAAAAUAAGAUCUCAAAAUUGGAAUGACAUUGAUUGAAACUUUUUUUCAGUUUUUUCACUGUGUAUUUUGUUUUAAUAGAAUUUGACUUUGGAACUAAAUGCACUUCACUCAUAAAUGGAGUGUAUUUAAUAAACUUG
This is a messenger RNA of Vicia villosa (hairy vetch), 2702 nucleotides long. RefSeq lists its product as uncharacterized. The transcript is spliced from 3 exons. Gene Ontology annotation, molecular function: RNA binding. Gene Ontology annotation, biological process: box H/ACA snoRNP assembly; pseudouridine synthesis; ribosome biogenesis. Lineage: Eukaryota; Viridiplantae; Streptophyta; Magnoliopsida; Fabales; Fabaceae. Gene Ontology annotation, cellular component: sno(s)RNA-containing ribonucleoprotein complex. The record is from RefSeq and is a predicted model, not a curated record. Bases 204 to 2219 code for a protein of 671 amino acids.